AAAGCGUUUUUCCCUAUAUAAACUGGCGAGCCCAGAAGCCUUGAAGUUAACUUCAGUCUAAAACUAGGGUUUUUGCGUAUUUCAGUUCGCUUUAUGGUUAUGGCCGAAGAGACCGCACCUGAACUCGCCGAAGUAAACUCGGCUGCCCAAGAGAUGGACCUCGAACCUGUUGGACCCGAUCAGGACCCGAGGGACGACGACAAAAACGGGGUCGAAUCCGCGGCGACGAAUGGCGACGUCCCGGGUUCGAAGCGUGCGAGAGAAGAAGGGUCCGAAGAAGAAGUAGACAACGUCGCUUUGGAGAAGAAGCAGAGGGUGGAGAAGUCCGUGGAAGAAGAGCGGUUGGAGAAGCAGGGGGAAGAAGGGGAGGAGGAGGAGAAGGCGCCGGUUCGGGUCAGCUUGGGUCCAAAGAUUUUCGAGUCGUCGCUGGAGAUGUUCGACUACUUCUACAAGUUUCUCCAUUACUGGCCACCGAAUCUCAAUAUCAACAAGUAUGAGCACAUGGUGUUGAUUGACCUACUUAAUAAGGGUCAUCCAGAGCCAGGCACAAAAAUUGGGGGAGGCAUCAAUGCUUUUCAAGUGCGAUACCAUCCAUUAUGGAAAAGUAGGUGCUUCUUCUUCAUCAGAGAGGAUGAAUCUGUUGAUGAUUUUAGCUUCAGGAAGUGCGUGGAUAAUAUACUUCCCCUACCAGAAGAGAUGAAGAUAAAACCCAGUGUUGACAAGGCAUUAAGUGGUCGUGGUGGUAAGGGUCGUGGUGGCCAUGGUGGAAGAGGUGGAGGCCGUGGACGUGGCCGUGGAAGAGGGGGUAAGCCGAGGAACUGAGGUAUCAUGUUUAAUUUACUGGAUGUGGGUUUUGUUUGUGGCAUGAAGAGUUCUGAAUUUUUUUGAGAAGAAACACCUACUUUACUUCAAUUUUAGCCUUCUGGCAUGAUUAUACUUUUCUUUAUAGUAGUUAAUAUUGAUCUUAAAGUGGGUUUUGUUA
This is a messenger RNA of Juglans microcarpa x Juglans regia, 982 nucleotides long. RefSeq names its product protein EMBRYO DEFECTIVE 514. The transcript is spliced from 2 exons. Gene Ontology annotation, biological process: chloroplast rRNA processing; chloroplast organization. Gene Ontology annotation, cellular component: chloroplast. The record is from RefSeq and is a predicted model, not a curated record. NCBI's taxonomy places the organism in Eukaryota, Viridiplantae, Streptophyta, Magnoliopsida, Fagales, Juglandaceae. The coding region runs from base 94 to 822 and encodes 242 amino acids.